CAUUUCAAGUUCCCGCGGUGCUGCACAGUGACCACUGCAGACGACAGUGAGAUUAUAAACAGCCAUGGAUGAGGGUACGUUGGAAGAGGCCUCGCCUCAACCAGACACCUCUAUAUCUCUGGACACCGCAGUCUUUGUCUUCUCCCUGUUUGACACGGGAGCGUUGCUGUUCCUACUAGUCUACUAUGUGAUCACUCUCUCAGACCUGGAGUGUGACUACCUCAAUGCUCAGCAGUGCUGCUACAGACUCAAUUUGUGGGUGAUCCCCAAGCUGGCAGCCCACCUGCUGCUCUCCUUGGUAUUCUUGCUGACAGGACACUUCUACCUGUUCCUGGCCUCUUUGCCCCUCGCUGCAUUCCUUAUCCGCGAGUAUGUCAAGGUGCCAGCUGGGAACUUUGGUGUAUAUGACCCAACAGAGAUCCACCACAUGGGCCAGCUCAAGGCACACAUGAGGGACUCAGUCAUUGGUAUGGGCUACUACUUGGUCUUCUUCUUCAUUUAUCUAUACUGCCUGCUGACCCACCUCUUGCGCUCCAACCCAGUCCCCAAGCCAGACUAUGCAGAUGACAUUGGGUUGUAAUUCUGCAUAGCCAGUGAUUGCUGUGAAGUGUGCAGGAUUGUGCAUUGGGGUGUCCAUGUUUUAUUUUUAAGUGAUAACUAUUGGGGUUAAGGGGAGGGAAAUGCUGUCAUAGGAUUGUUUGAAUUUGCAUGUAUGUGUUUUAUACCUAAUAUGAUUUUUUUUCAUUGAUAUUAACUUAGCCUUUUUUGUGAAGGUAUUUAUUUUUGUACUUUCCAAGAAAACUUGGAAUGAUGUGGUUUGUAAGGAUGUGGGAGAUCUAGGCUUGUGCAGGGCAGGAUGCUAAUGAGCAUGCUGCCUGGCAAGUUGCCACCAGGUGGAUGUAGCCAAAACACACAAGCAUGUAUGGAGCCUUUUGUAAAUGACAGUGUUGAUGACCUUCAUAGGUAAUGAAAGAUUGAGGAUAUGUCAGUCACUCAUGUUUAAGUAAUUGAUCAGCAUUUUCACAGUGCAGGGAAGUUGUUCACCUUGACUGAUAAUAUGACAAAGACAAAGGUUCUGUCACAGAAAACAGCUCAGUACUGGUACAGACAAUGGUAUACAUUUUUCUUGAAUGUAGUCUCAACAACAGCACAAUUCAUGGGAGGCACUAAAGCUCAGAAUGAUUAAAUGUACCUUCUUAAUGUUAAUGUUUGUUUUUCUUUGUUAAAAUGGCAAUAUUUUGUUAAUCCUAAUUCUUUUAUGUCAUUUCUGGCCAAAGUCAUGCGAUACGUAUUUUUUAAUCUUUUCAGCAACUUCCUUAUUAGGAAAGUAGGUGUGUGUGUGUGUGUGUGUGUGUGUGUGUGUGUGUGUGUGUUUGUGUGUGUGUGUGUGUGUAGCUACUAGGAGGGAAUUUAUUACCAUGUUCAUGUAUCACCUGCUGAUUGUGAUAGAGAGAUGAAACUUAAAUUAACAGAAAUGUCUCAUGAAACUACAGUAUUAAAGUUAGUUUGUACAUCUGAUGGGGAAUAGAAUCCUCAGUUAACAGAGGUUGUGGUUCUGGGCUUUGGGGAACUUCAUCUGUGAAUCAGUUCCAAAGAAAUUAGAUAAUUUCUAUGUAAGUACUGUACAUUGCAUUGCCACAUUGGUGGAAGUUUUUGCAUCUUAUGCUAUUUUAUUGUCCUGUGGACAGUGUAAUAUUUAAGACUCAAGUAAAUACAGUUGUAAGG
This is a messenger RNA of Scylla paramamosain (green mud crab), 1725 nucleotides long. RefSeq names its product protein cornichon homolog 4-like (gene cnir). Gene Ontology annotation, biological process: endoplasmic reticulum to Golgi vesicle-mediated transport. The record is from RefSeq and is a predicted model, not a curated record. Gene Ontology annotation, cellular component: COPII-coated ER to Golgi transport vesicle; endoplasmic reticulum membrane. The transcript has 5 exons. Bases 65 to 580 code for a protein of 171 amino acids. NCBI's taxonomy places the organism in Eukaryota, Metazoa, Arthropoda, Malacostraca, Decapoda, Portunidae.